Dictyostelium purpureum is the source of this 3606-nucleotide messenger RNA. RefSeq lists its product as uncharacterized. Bases 1 to 3606 code for a protein of 1201 amino acids. The record is from RefSeq and is a predicted model, not a curated record. The transcript has 9 exons. Gene Ontology annotation, biological process: sexual reproduction. Lineage: Eukaryota; Evosea; Eumycetozoa; Dictyosteliales; Dictyosteliaceae.
AUGGACCCAGAGAUACCAGAUUCAGUUGAACUGCACAUAUCAAAUAAUAAUCAAUCAUUCGAUUCUUAUUUUUGGUCACCAAUUUUACUUAUUUCAAAUACUACAGCAAGUUUAUAUGAAGUAACUAUUAAUCAAAUUCCAAUAGGUGUCUAUAAUCAUAGUAUUAUUGCAUAUUAUUCAGAAUUACCUGUUUUCAGAAAACUUUAUGCAACUACUCCAGAAAAUAUAGAAUAUUUUAUCAACUAUGAAUGCUCAAUAAUUCCAGAUAGUUUAGAGUUAAAAUCUUAUUCACCUCGUGGUUUAGAGCUGGAUGUUUUUGGGGAUAUAUCUGCAUAUUUUCGAUUUGAAAAUGUAAAGUCUCAGGUUCAUAGGAUAAAUUCCAAUUGCUUUGAAUGUUUUUUAUUUGGUUUACCUAACAAUUACAAUAAAAUUAUAUUUCUGAUGACAGAAUUAAAUUUGGGGUAUAACUACACACCCUAUAUUUCAAUACAUCCAAAUGGAGGGGAGAAAGAAGUAUUUUUCAGACCAGAGCCUUAUUUUAAUUUAAGCGUAACUGAUAAUAUCAUAGAGGCUCAACGAUAUCCAGCAUUAGGUUAUGAUGUUCUGGCAAAACUUUCAGUUGGUUAUGGGCCAUUGUUUUCAUUCAAGUCAAUAAAUAAUCAAUAUACCUUACCAUUUUAUUUUCAAUAUAGUGAUGAGGGUAUACUUUCAAGUGAUUUUUAUUAUAGACCCAUUUCAAGCAAAGACGGUGUAACCAAAUAUAUUGGUAAUAUUGAUUACCUUUAUGAAACAAAUUACAACAUAGGAGCCCAAGAUGGACCCGGAUAUAAAUAUAUUUUAAAUUCUUUAAUUCAUGUUGAAGAUAAAUCUUUUAACGAUAUGGGAGAUAAAUAUAAUUUCACUCAAGAAAUUUCGAAAGAUAAUUAUUUUACUGUCUCCUUCUUUUUAACCCAAACCAGUAUUUUGGGGCCAUUCAAUAUAGAGUAUUAUAAUACCUACGAAUCUACAUUCCCAUUUGGCCAUUCAUUAAGUGAUAAACGUGGAAUUGUUAAAUUUUCAUUCUUUACAGAACCAAUAUCAUAUCAAGAAGGAAAAUUUAUUGUAUCAGGCUAUAACGGCACAAAAUUUACAGAAGGUUUCAAAAUAGAGGUCGAAUCUAUAGAAUAUGAUCUUAGCGCGCCAACUUUUGAAGAUAUAGAAUUUAUUCAUUUGUUUGAUCACAACUAUAUAUUAAGAAUUAAACUAAAAUCAAAAUACGAAAUUUUUAAGCUCCUAAUCGACGAGAAAUAUUAUUACCCAGUUGGACUAUUGAAUGGAACUUUGGAAGAGCCAACAUUUGAUUUCCAUGUAGACCUAUUUAACCCCAUUACAGAGAUCCUCGCUUACCAUAGCCGUGAGCUUAUUCUUAUGGAGCCAUAUUACUAUAGUAUUAAUCCUUUAAAAUACUUUUCAAAUCCAAAGUUUAUUGAUGAUGAUUUUGAUAUCUUUAAUAUAACUUUUUCAAAAAUGUUAUAUUAUGAAAUUGAUGUUACCAAUAGAACCGUAGGUAAUAUACUAUACUUCAACUAUACAAAUAUAAAUAUCGAGACACCUAUUGCCCUAGUACUUUUCGAUCCAGUUAAUAAAUUUGCAUCAUCCAAACUAAACUUUAACGAUUAUCCAACUGAUAAGCUGUGGUAUUCAAGAUGGAACUCCAGUUUAGAACUAUUCCAGAUAGAGUUUUAUGUAAAUUCAUUACCUGGCAAAAUUCCAUAUGGUUUAUUUUUUGAUUGCAACAACUAUGUCCCAAGUAAUUCUUUAUCUAAUGACUCUCAGCUUAGGGUUAUUUCAAAAAAUUUAGAUUUAUAUGGUCCUAUUUUUGAAAAUUUAAGCAAAUUCCCUCUUGAACCACCUUUGGACAUUGGUUUUAAUAAUUUUAAACAAAAGCAAGAAUUAGAAGAAAAUGAAUAUUCUUUGGGAUACACUUUUAAUAUUAUAGAUGAAUAUAAUGGAUUUAAAGAAGGUUAUAUUACCCUUAGAAAUAUUGAUGAUGGAUCGUUAUACAACUUUACAUUAACACCAAAAGAUGCUAUUAGUGGCACCAAAUAUAAUGGAUCUUAUGCUAUCAAAGUUAAACUCUCAACAGAAAAUUGUGUUGGUGCACAAUUUGAUUUAAUAGAAGUAAAGUUGUUUGAUGAGCAAGGUUUCAACUCUACAUUCUCCAGAAUUACCUUUAGUGGUGGUACCUCAUCCGCAAAUGGACUAUCAAACCCCUUUAUAAACUAUUUAAAUAAUCCUUACCUUUUGAGUGUUUAUUUCUUUUGUCCAACACCAAUAGAAGACCUUUCUAACCCAAAUUUAUUACUCUUUGAAAUAGUAAAUGCUCCAAAUGAAACAAAUCCUAUUGACGUUGGGUCCCAUAAUAGAUUUUUAGAAUUUAAAGUUAUAGCACAAGAUAAAGAUUCCGGUUUGAAGAAAGGCCAAUUUCCAAUUAUUUACGUUGCCACAACGAAUCUCAACAUAUAUGAAUGUAAAAACAUUACUUCUAUUGAUGAAAUCGACCAAUUUACAGCCCAGUUUAAUUAUAAAUGUCAACUACCUAUUGGUUAUGGUUAUCCGUUUGGAAUGGUAUUCCAACUUUAUACCAUAACAAAUAAUGGUGGGUUGUAUUCAGGUUUUACCACAGACGAUUUAAAUAAAGCAGGAUUCAAAUAUAAAAUCGAUCGAACUGAAAUUAUAAUGUCUUUAAAUUAUCCAUCCAUUGCAGGUACCAAUAGAAUUUUAAAACAAGAUAAAGAGAUUUGGAUAUAUGGAAGAGGUUUUAGCAAAGUAGAUCAAGUAUCUUUAGUUUUGCCAAACAAAACCAAAGUUAAAGUUGAAAUCGAUAAAAACUUUAAAAGUGCAUUAAAAUUAAGAAACUUGCCAAAUGGGUUAUCAAGAUUCUUUAUUGAAUUUACAUUUCAAGAAAAUAGCUCCACCCAAGUAUACCAAGAUGACUAUGAAAUCAUUAUUGGUAAUGAUAUAGAUAAUACCCCCGACUAUGAAAUUAAUCCUGACCAAGUAUGUGAAGGAAAACCAAAAUGUGGAGGACCAUCAAACGGUUAUUGCUCCAGUACUGGUUGUGUGUGCUAUUCACCAUGGAUCGGCAAAGAUUGUUUAUCCCAAACAAUAAUAAUUCCUGAUAUAGAUAUCGAUGUCAACGAACCAAUGGCAAAUAUAUCUCAUAAUGAUAAAAACGUAAUAUAUAAAUCAAUUGUGUCAAUAGUAUCACUUAGAGAAAUAGAUAUCACUGGUAAAAUUGUUUUUGAAAAAAAAUUUGACAAAUGGAACUACACAAAGCUAUCAAAUGAAAGUCAUCUCUAUCAAAACGACAUAUCUGAUAAUUCAAAUAUUAAAGCAAAACUUGUUUGGUAUGAAAAUGAAAGUAAUGUAACUUUUGCAAAUCAAAUCAUUCAUAUGAACCCUUCAACAAUAAAAUAUACUAUCGAUAUUGAUAAAUAUCAGUUUAAAUCAAGAUUAAACUCAUUGGAAUUAAUAAUGUCAGCAUCCUUUGAGUCAUCAAAAACAAAUGAUAUUUGCUCAUCAUCAGAUUUUGGUAAUACAACAAAUGGGGAUAACUCCAUUUAA